UGACAGGUCAAUACCUUUCUCUUACGAAGGGGCACCGCCCUGUUGGGGUCCAUGGCCAAGCCCAUCUCGGCCAAGUUCUGACGCACGGAUUUGGAGUGGUCCCAGGCAUGUCGGAUGUGGGAACUACGGGCAAAGACAAGGAGCCUGAGGAACCGCCACCCCGCUGGCCGCCCGGCGGAGGAACACACCAGCCUCCAAAACCCUGGACCUCUCACCACUCGAUCCGCGGUGCGGCCUUUCGUCGAGCGUUCCGGUUCAGACGCUUCCGGUUAACAUUGUAACCGAACUUCUGCCUCCGGGUCUUCCCCUUGGCCUUGGGCAUCGCGUGGACCACGGCACCGGCAACUCAGACUCGAUGCCUCUUGCUCACAGCACCUCGUGUGGCAGAUUCCUUCCUGCCGUGCGCCUGGGAAGGCUUGGGAGGAUUUCUGGGAAGUGUAGUUCUCCCAGUAGCGGUACCAAGCUGGGUACUACGACUCCCAGAAUGCAAUGAGCGAUUGCGCGUGCGUACGACGCUCAACAAACUCCCUUUCUCCGCCCCAUUCAUGACUUCAUCAGGAGGCGGAGACUUGCGACCCUCUUUCCUCUUGCUGCUGUUACUCCGACCAUGGCGACUCCUGGCCGUGUGACUCCGGAGGCACCCUUUGACCCAUCGAAGCCCCCAGUUAUUGAGGGAUUUAGUCCUAGUGUGUACAGCACUACAGAAAGUUUCAAGGAAAAAUUAAUUCGCAAGACCCGCGAGAACCCAGUGGUCCCCAUAGGCUGUCUGGGUACCGCGGCCGCCCUCGCCUACGGCCUUUACUGUUUCCACCGUGGUCAGAGCCAUCGCUCCCAGCUCAUGAUGCGCACCCGGAUUGCCGCCCAGGGCUUGACGGUCGCAGCCAUCUUGCUGGGUCUGGCUACAUCAGCUCUGAAAUCGCGAUCCUGAGCCGGUGGCCUGGUCUUGAAAGCUCCAAGGAGAUCAUUCCCAGCCCCAGGAGCAACCCCUAGUUCUGCCACUGUCACGGGUCAAUGGGGGAGAGACUGAUUUUUUUCCCCAGGAAUCUCAGAUUCGGUUCAGUUCGGAUGGUGCAUGUUUCUGUUUGUUCCGAACCUCCUCCAUUUGCUACUAAUAAAUCCUGAACCAGUUGUAGUUUGGUGAACUCAUUCUCUGUCUCAGCCC
Molecule: messenger RNA, 1162 nt
Organism: Talpa occidentalis (Iberian mole)
Lineage: Eukaryota; Metazoa; Chordata; Mammalia; Eulipotyphla; Talpidae
Gene: HIGD2A
Product: HIG1 hypoxia inducible domain family member 2A
Exons: 2
Coding region: 608-928 (106 amino acids)
Biological process (GO): mitochondrial respirasome assembly
Cellular component (GO): mitochondrion
Source: RefSeq, a predicted model, not a curated record